Molecule: messenger RNA, 1859 nt
Organism: Pelodiscus sinensis (Chinese soft-shelled turtle)
Lineage: Eukaryota; Metazoa; Chordata; Testudines; Trionychidae
Source: RefSeq, a predicted model, not a curated record
UUCUUUGUAUAUAAUGCUGCAUUCUGCUAGAAUCAGGUCUCUUGUAGUUGUCCAUUUUUGGGCACCAUGGGCUCCUCAGUGCAUUCAGAUGAAUGAUGUCAUGGCUGAAUUAGCUAAGGAACACUCACAAGUUACAUUUGUGAAGCUGGAAGCUGAAGCUGUACCUGAAGUAUCUGAAAAAUAUGAAAUUAGUUCUGUUCCAACAUUCUUGUUUUUUAAGAAUUCUCAGAAAAUUGACAGAUUAGAUGGCGCCCAUGCCCCAGAGUUGACCAAAAAAGUCCAGCGCCAUGCAUCUAGCAGUACUAUUUCAGCUGGUGCUAAUGAUAAUGCAAAGGAGGACCUGAAUGUGCGUCUAAAGAAACUGAUAAAUGCUGCACCAUGCAUGUUGUUUAUGAAAGGAUCUCCCCAAGAGCCUCAUUGUGGUUUCAGCAGACAAAUGGUGGAGAUUCUUAACAAACAUAACAUUCUGUUUAGCAGUUUUGAUAUUUUUUCUGAUGAAGAAGUACGUCAAGGACUGAAAACCUAUUCUAAUUGGCCUACUUAUCCACAAUUAUAUGUAGCUGGAGAGCUUAUAGGUGGACUGGAUAUAGUUAAGGAACUGGAGUCUUCUGGAGAACUGGACACAAUUUGUCCCAAGACACAGAAAUUGGAAGACAGACUUAAGAUUCUGACAAACAAAGCUUCUGUGAUGCUGUUUAUGAAAGGAAACAAGCAGAUGGCAAAAUGUGGAUUCAGCAAGCAAAUUAUAGAAAUCCUAAACAGCACUGGUGUUGAUUAUGAGACAUUUGACAUAUUAGAGGAUGAAGAGGUGCGGCAAGGAUUAAAAACGUAUUCAAACUGGCCAACUUACCCUCAGUUGUAUGUUAAAGGUGAACUUGUUGGAGGGUUGGAUAUUGUCAAGGAAUUAAAGGAAAAUGGAGAAUUGUUACCUAUUCUGAAGGGAGAAAACUAAUGCAAAUAGCCUCAAAUGCUAGUGACGGGAACUGAAAUACUUAAAGAAAUAAUUCAUUUAUUGAUUACAUUGGAACAAUCAGCCUUGGAUUAAUGGAGUGGAAGUAAUUAAAAGCUUCUAACUUGCUCUGUAUACUUCAUAAAGUCAUGUUAGAUCUAUAUGUUAAAGUAAUUUUUCACCAAAAAUACAAUACUGCAUCAACAUCUUCAAUUAAAAUGGAAUGUUAAACAUUUUGUUUUCAUUGAACUCUUUGUAAAUAUAUAUUCCUUUUACAGAGAUGCCUACCUGACAUAUUUUAGUCCUUUACAGUAAUUAGUUUGUGGGCAUAUAACAUUCACUAGAAUGUACUCUGAGACAGGCAGUGUAUCUAUUUUCAUGCAUCUAAUUACUUUUUUAAAUGUCUAGUGAGCAAGAAAAAACUACUGAAACUUUUAUCCAGAGUACUACUAUUAAGACGUUAUUAAUGAGCUUCAACCAAUGUUCACUCUAGUCUUUUCCAUCCAUGUGCAGAAUAAACAUUUAUGUGCACCAAGGCAUAUGCCAGUGUGCAUCCCCAGUAGAAAUAAAAAAAAAAAAACUAGCUGUGGAUGCUUUGCUAAUCAGCUAGGUGGCAUUUUUCUCUCGAGCGGCCACACAAGCAGACACCUUACAGGGAACACUGGCUUCAACUGUACAUUUAUCUCCAUCAUCUAAGGAAUUCUAAUAAUUGUUUGCUAACCUCAGGUGUUUUUCAGCCUGUUUAAUCUUGGUUUUGUUUUGUUUGGUGGUGUGUUGUGUUGGUGUUUUUUUGCUGCUUUAAACAUUUAAAUUAUGAUGGAGAUUUAAGCCACUAAAGUUGAUGUUAAGGCAAUUCUGGUGUACCCUCACUGUUGCUGCUGUUAGAAAUAAAAUAGCUAUUUCCUUCCUA